AUGGAAGCACUGAAGGGUAUUCUCGUGCUCAAACCUUCUCAUUUCGUGAAGCCCGAAGCGGUCAAACGGCGUCUGUCCCGCACAGGAAAUGGGUUGCUUCUGGCUGAAGGAGAGAUCCACAAGGUCAGCGCACUGGCAAGUUUUCAAUCACAAGGGUUAACAAUAGUUGAGAUGGCCAGCCGACUCGAGAGCGAGAUUCUUGAUACCAAUUCCAAUAACAGAGGCGUCGUUGAGGUGAGGGCAUGGGCAACACGGGCGAGGCUCGAUAUCAUCGGCUUGGCAGGGCCGGGACACGACUUUGACUCCUUACAGAACCCAAACAGUUCUCUUAUGCGGCGGUAUCGACAGAUGCGACAGGAUCCAUCACCAUUGGAGAGUGCACUGACUACCUGUCUCAUGUUCCUGACCGAUUAUGCCGACCAAUUGGUAUCCCUGCUGCCGACCAAGCGAAUGACACGGAUAAAGGCCGCAUCCCGGGCCAUCCGAACGGUUUGCCACGGAGCUCUUGAAGCCAAGAAGAGGGAAAGGACGACAGGCUCAUCAGGCCAGAGAGACAGGGAUAUAGCAACUGUCACCUUCGAUAGCAGGAUGUUCACUGAUAGCGAGCUGGUGGAUCAAAUAAUGACAUUUUGGCCGCGGGACAUGGAACCACGCCCCACGCCCUUCAGUGGGCCAUAUACGCGCUCUGCAUUGGGAGAUACAGAAUCGCCUUCGAGAAGAGGUUCGUUCGCAUUUGCCAUCCAUCGCCGAUGGCGGAUCUGCUCCCUCGGCUACUCAUCUGGAUAG
Aspergillus viridinutans is the source of this 786-nucleotide messenger RNA. RefSeq lists its product as uncharacterized. NCBI's taxonomy places the organism in Eukaryota, Fungi, Ascomycota, Eurotiomycetes, Eurotiales, Aspergillaceae. The transcript is spliced from 2 exons. Bases 1 to 786 code for a protein of 261 amino acids. The record is from RefSeq and is a predicted model, not a curated record. Gene Ontology annotation, molecular function: oxidoreductase activity, acting on paired donors, with incorporation or reduction of molecular oxygen; iron ion binding; monooxygenase activity.